CUCCAAAACGCUUCUGAAAGCCAAGUAAUAAGAAAAAACGAAAAACAACCAAAAAUAAAUAAACAGAGAGAAAGAAGAAACGCAAAGCUGAAGCUCUUCACUGUUAAAAUCUGAGUCAGAGUUCGAUAUACGCAGAGUUUUUCUAUUGUUAUUUCAUGUUAAUGGCAAUUACGUUCACAUUGCCUUACUGUCAAAGAAAUGCUAUGCUUCCAUUAUCUUCAACACAAAUUGUUAGGUCAAGAGUUGACAUUGCGUGCAUUACAUCAAGUUUUCAUCAAACUAAUGUAUUUAGCCAGAAACUCUGCUCUGAGUGCAGUUUCCUUCAUGUAGCCCGACUAUCUUUAGUCAAUUUCAAAAGGAUGACUUGGUCCAUUAGGAGCAAUGUGGAUAGCAGCGGAUUUGAUCCUUCUCCCGCAAAUAGCCCCAAUGGAAGAACACGUUUAAUAAGGGCAUUUCAAGCUAUUCGCACCAAGGUAAGUGCAAAAAUUCAGGAGAUACGGAAAGAUCUUCCAAUGAAAUUCUUCUUUUUCUUGGUGGGGUUUUACUGUGCAACUGCCUUUGCUACUGUUAUUGGGCAAACAGGUGAUUGGGACAUUCUAUCUGCUGCCUUGGCGGUGGUUGUUGUUGAGGGCAUUGGAGCCCUCAUGUACAGGGCUUCUCUUCCUUUAGCGAACAAGAUGAAAAGCCUGAUUACCAUGUUUAACUAUUGGAAGACUGGGCUUUCCUUAGGUCUCUUCUUGGAUUCAUUUAAAUAUGGAAUGGAUGACUUUUUUGGGUCAGUUAACCCCUUUAAUUUUGAAAUAGAUUUGUUCCACAUAAUCUUGUAACACUUGGCUCUUCAAAUACGUAUUUUCUGGCUAAGCAUAGUGAAAUGAUUGGAAAGCAUGAGUCAGGACCUGAGUAAUAUUGCAAACUGAAAGCCAUGGAAAGAAAAUGAGGGUCAUACACAUACAUAUUGCUCAUGAGUUGAGGCAGUAAGGAUAGGCCUGAUGGCAUUGAAUUUAAAUGUGGCAUACAAUGGGGGAAUGGAGAUCUUGCAACUAAUCUAUGAAGAGGGAACUAAACUAAGUUGAGCCUGUGCUUAGGAGUCUGCUCCCUUUUGCCGGCCUUUAUGUUCAUUUCUGUUGCAUUUUUUCUGGGAGUACAAACAUUGCUUGGCAUCGGUGGAAUUCUACAGCUAUAUGUAUCCAUUCUGCUGCAACAUUGAUUAUCACAUUGCUUUGCUUGGCAUGAAACAUCUUUCAUACAAACAUUUGGGUGGGCUGUUGCAGAAAUUGUAAGUUUCUAAAAUUGAUCAAGCUAUAUGUCCGCCCAGCUCAUGAUGUUAAAUCUCAUGAUUGACAAUAUCCAUGAUGUGAUCCGGAAGAACCUGAGAUGAGGCGGUGUAUUUGUUUGUCCUGGUUUUGUUUUUUAGGGCACUGGCCUUUAGUUGCUACAUUACACACACUGACAACUUACAAGAGUUAUUAGUUAGAAAUGCAUAUUUGCUCAGUUUAACCCUCAAAAGAAGAACAGAUGUCACAGGCCUACAAUAAUGUAUACCACAAGAUGUUUGCCGAGGUGGACCCAGUUGAGAUCGAGGCCUUAUCUUAGCAUUGGUGCAUAUAGAAUAUCUGAAGUCAAGAAUCAAGGCUGCCUCCCAGAAAUUUUAGACUUGAAAUCAAGAAUCUUGAAAAUCUGGCUGUUUUCCUCUAACUCCAUUUUGUCCUUGGACAAACAGAUUUGUGACAAGGUUGUUUUUGGUUUAGUCUUAUGCUUGAGCUGUAUUGAAUCUUGGUUUGAUGACAUAGUUUUGAUGUUGAUGAGGAUUACUGUUUA
Molecule: messenger RNA, 1818 nt
Organism: Quercus robur (English oak)
Lineage: Eukaryota; Viridiplantae; Streptophyta; Magnoliopsida; Fagales; Fagaceae
Exons: 3
Coding region: 156-827 (223 amino acids)
Source: RefSeq, a predicted model, not a curated record